GUUCUAUAAAUACAGUAUUUCUCUUCUCCAUUAAACACUAGUCUCUGUGACAAACCAAAGUUUUCCUUUCCGGUCCUGCACUACUACUCUUCGAGUAUUCUUCUCUGUUUCCUCCACUAUGGCUGUAGUUACUAGGGUUCUUGUUAUUGCUUCUCUACUUGCCCUCUCUCUUCUCCUUCUUCAGGUCGUUGAGGCUGAUCAAGUGCAAAGCACCAACGCCCAGACUCCCCUUUCUCCCACCAUAGAUUGUGGGGCGGCAUGUGCAGCGAGGUGUGGGGAAUCGAAGAGGCCUAGACUCUGCAAAAGGUCUUGUGGGAGUUGCUGCUUCCGAUGCCAAUGUGUACCUCCAGGCACCUCCGGCAACUACGAAGCUUGUCCCUGUUACGCCGCCAUCACCACCCACGGCAACAAACGCAAAUGCCCUUAAUUGAUUCAAACCCCACCCCAACCACACCCAAAACAAUUUUUUUUCUUCUUUUCUUUCUAGUUAGUGUCAAUGCUGGUUUUCAAUUUUAUUUAAUUUUAAUGGAAAGUGUUAUUAUCUUGUGAA
This is a messenger RNA of Macadamia integrifolia, 550 nucleotides long. RefSeq names its product gibberellin-regulated protein 1-like. The record is from RefSeq and is a predicted model, not a curated record. Bases 119 to 427 code for a protein of 102 amino acids. The transcript is spliced from 3 exons. NCBI's taxonomy places the organism in Eukaryota, Viridiplantae, Streptophyta, Magnoliopsida, Proteales, Proteaceae.